AUGUGUGUGUGUGAAUUUGCUUCAAAAGGGAGGUGCCCACCAUUCAUUUAUUAUUAUUAUUAUUAUUUCACUUUCCACGUUUUGUACACAUGUGGCACAAUGCAUACCCUUUUCUUUUCUUUUCUUUUUUUCUUUAUUAUUUUUUCUUCCCUUUUGUUUUUUUUAUCAGUACACUCGUGUCGUUUUUUUUUUCUUUUUUUCUGCUGCUGCGGACGGUGUGUGCGUGAGGCUUGUACUGUGCCUGUUGCUGGGUGUCACUGUGCGUGUACUUUUGCACUUGCUGUCAUCACUGGCCGGCGUGCCUGCUCCGCGAUUGAUUUUGCACGCAGCGUUUUAAGCGGUUGGGGUGGGGAGCGGAUGGACGUGGAGAAGUGGCGCCGAACACUUCAGGGGUUUGUGAGCAGCUCGGCUCUGCAGGUGCGGCCUGCUCCUCUGCAGAAACUCCUGCAGAGCGCCCGCCUGGAGGUCAAUCACCCGCCGCUGCCGAUGGAGGAUUGGAUGAAGUUGUACCAAAACAUGGAGAGUCGUUUUAGUACCAUGCAGGCGGGGCUUUCUCUGCAAACUCAACGACUGCACUCUGAGUGGAGCGGGUUGCAGGAGCCCGCCCCGGGGACGGCGGUGGACGAUCAUGCAGACAACGCGGCAACCGUCCUGGCCGCCUCUAUUGAACGCCUGCGUGGCGUUCUACUGAAUGCAUGCUCUUCUCUGCCCGGCAAUGCAAUGGAAUCGAACGCUGAUGGCUCUGCCUGA
Trypanosoma cruzi is the source of this 750-nucleotide messenger RNA. RefSeq lists its product as uncharacterized. The transcript has a single exon. Bases 1 to 750 code for a protein of 249 amino acids. Lineage: Eukaryota; Euglenozoa; Kinetoplastea; Trypanosomatida; Trypanosomatidae. The record is from RefSeq and is a predicted model, not a curated record.